AUGUUUAUUUUUACUCCAUACCUUUGUUUCAUUUCAGUCCCAUUACGUGCAAGUUCCAUUGAUAUUCAUCCGAAUGCAAAAUGGUCACAGAAUGGUAUCACUGUUGCUGGAGGAAAUGGAGAAGGCAGUGAACCCAAUCAACUCAAUUUCCCAUGUGGCUUUUACGUCGACGAGGAUCAAACGAUUUACGUCGCUGAUUGUUGGAAUCACCGUAUUGUGGAAUGGAAAUCUGGUGCAACGAAUGGAAAAAUAGUUGCUGGUGGAAAUGGAGAUGGAACUCAUCAAUUAAAUGGCCCACAAAAUGUGAUUAUCGACAAAGAGAGCGAUAGUCUCAUCAUCAGCGAUAGAGGGAAUAACAGAGUAGUUCGAUGGCCUCGUCGAAAUGGUACUCAUGGAGAAACUAUUAUUUCGAAUAUCGCUUGUCUCGGUUUGACAAUGGACGACAAUGGUUCUCUCUAUAUCGUUGAUAAUGAAAAACAUGAAGUGAGACGAUAUAAAACUGGUGACACUAAAGGAACAGUGGUUGCAGGUGGUAAUGGAAAAGGAAAUCGUCUUGAUCAACUCUACUAUCCCACCUACGUAUUUGUCGAUCGAGAUCAUUCAGUUUAUGUGUCUGAUUAUUUCAAUUGUCGUGUCAUGAAAUGGGAAGAAGGUGCAACACAAGGCGUUGUUGUAGCCGGUGGUCAAGGACGAGGAAAUAGUCUUACACAAUUGUUUUAUCCUCAAGGAGUCGUUGUAGAUCAAUUGGG
Rotaria sp. Silwood1 is the source of this 749-nucleotide messenger RNA. The record is from the annotation of a GenBank genome assembly. NCBI's taxonomy places the organism in Eukaryota, Metazoa, Rotifera, Eurotatoria, Philodinida, Philodinidae.